GAUGACGACCCACAGCUCUCCUGGGUGGCUUCAUCUCCCUCCAGCAAAGAUGUUGCGUCACCUACUCAGAUGAUAGGAGAUGGGUGUGACCUCGGCAUCGGAGAGGAGGAAGGGGGGACUGGCCUGCCCUACCCGUGUCAGUUCUGUGACAAGUCCUUCAUCCGCCUGAGCUAUCUUAAGAGGCACGAGCAGAUCCACAGCGACAAGCUCCCCUUCAAGUGUACCUACUGCAGCCGGCUCUUCAAGCAUAAGAGGAGCCGGGACCGGCACAUCAAACUCCACACGGGCGACAAGAAAUAUCACUGCCACGAGUGCGAGGCGGCCUUCUCCCGCAGCGACCACCUCAAGAUCCACCUCAAGACCCACAGCUCGAGCAAGCCCUUCAAGUGCACGGUCUGCAAGCGGGGCUUCUCCUCCACCAGCUCCCUGCAGAGCCACAUGCAGGCCCAUAAGAAGAACAAGGAGCACAUCGCCAAGUCAGAGAAAGAGACCAAGAAGGACGACUUCAUGUGUGACUACUGCGAGGACACCUUCAGCCAGACCGAGGAGCUGGAGAAGCACGUCCUCACCCGCCACCCCCAGCUCUCGGAGAAGGCUGACCUGCAGUGCAUCCACUGCCCGGAGGUCUUUGUGGAUGAGAACUCGCUGCUUGCCCAUAUCCACCAAGCCCACGCCAACAAGAAACACAAGUGCCCCAUGUGCCCAGAGCAGUUUUCCUCAGUGGAGGAGGUCUAUUGCCACCUGGACAGCCACCGGCAGCCAGAUUCCAGCAACCACAGCAUCAGCCCUGACCCCGUGCUGGGGAGUGUGGCGUCCAUGAGCAGUGCCACCCCUGACUCGAGCGCCUCUGUGGAGCGAGGCUCCACUCCAGAUUCCACCUUGAAGCCUUUAAGGGGCCAGAAAAAGAUCCGGGCUGUGGACCGGGAGGAGGGACAGAGCUGGUCCAAGGUCACCUAUAGCUGCCCCUACUGCUCCAAGAGAGACUUUAACAGCCUUGCUGUCCUGGAGAUUCACCUGAAGACGAUCCAUGUAGACAAGCCCCAGCAGAGCCACACGUGCCAGGUCUGCCUGGACUCUAUGCCCACGCUGUACAACCUGAACGAGCACGUGCGGAAGGUCCACAAAAACCAUGCCUACCCCAUGAUGCAGUUUAGUAACAUCUCCGCCUUCCACUGCAACUACUGCCCUGAGAUGUUUGCUGACAUCAACAGCCUCCAGGAGCACAUCCGGGUCACCCACUGUGGCCCCAAUGCCAACCCUGCAGAUGGCAACAAUGCCUUCUUCUGCAACCAGUGCUCCAUGGGCUUCCUCACUGAGUCCUCCCUCACAGAACACAUCCAGCAGACCCACUGCAACGUGGGGAACUCAAAACUGGAAUCCCCUGUUGUACAGCCAACACAGUCGUUUAUGGAAGUUUACUCCUGCCCGUAUUGCACAAACUCCCCCAUUUUUGGCUCCAUCCUAAAGCUUACAAAGCAUAUUAAAGAAAACCACAAGAAUAUUCCAUUGGCACACAAUAAAAAGUCUAAGGCAGAGCAGAGCCCAGUUUCUUCUGAUGUGGAAGUCUCAUCCCCUAAAAGGCAGCGACUCUCUGCUAGCAUCAACUCCGUUUCCAAUGGUGAAUACCCAUGUAAUCAGUGUGAUCUCAAGUUCUCCAACUUUGAAAGUUUCCAAACCCACUUAAAAUUGCAUCUGGAGCUGCUUUUAAGGAAACAGUCGUGCCCUCAGUGUAAGGAAGACUUUGACUCCCAGGACUCACUCCUGCAGCACCUCACGGUCCACUACAUGACGACCUCGACCCAUUACGUGUGCGAGAGCUGCGACAAGCAGUUCUCGUCCGUGGACGAUUUGCAGAAGCAUUUGCUGGACAUGCACACCUUCGUGCUGUAUCACUGCACUCUCUGCCAAGAAGUCUUUGAUUCCAAGGUCUCCAUCCAAGUGCAUCUGGCAGUGAAGCACAGCAACGAGAAAAAGAUGUAUCGCUGCACGGCCUGCAACUGGGACUUCCGGAAGGAGGUGGACCUGCAGAUCCAUGUCAAGCACAGCCACCUGGGCAAUCCCACCAAGUCGCACAAGUGCAUCUUCUGCGGGGAGACCUUUAGCACCGAGGUGGAGCUCCAGUGCCACAUCACCACCCACAGCAAGAAGUAUAAUUGUAAGUUUUGCAGCAAGGCCUUCCAUGCCAUCAUCCUUCUAGAGAAGCACCUUCGGGAGAAGCACUGCGUCUUUGAUGCAGCGGCCGAGAAUGGCACGGCCAAUGGCAUGCCGCCGGCCGGCAAGAAGGCAGAGCCAGCGGAUAUCCAGAACAUGCUGAUGAAGAACCCUGAAGCCCCUAACAGCCACGAGGCCAGUGAAGAUGACGUGGAUGCAUCAGAACCCAUGUACGGCUGUGACAUUUGUGGGGCGGCCUACACCAUGGAAGUUCUGCUGCAGAACCAUCGCCUGAGGGACCACAACAUCCGACCUGGUGAGGACGACUGCUCCCGGAAGAAGGCGGAGUUCAUCAAAGGCAGCCACAAAUGCAAUGUCUGCUCACGGACCUUCUUCUCGGAGAAUGGACUGCGGGAGCACAUGCAGACCCACCGGGGUCCCGCCAAGCAUUAUAUGUGCCCAAUCUGUGGGGAGAGGUUCCCAUCGCUGUUAACGCUCACGGAGCACAAGGUGACACACAGCAAAAGCUUGGACACGGGUACCUGCCGCAUCUGCAAGAUGCCCCUUCAGAGCGAGGAGGAGUUCAUCGAACACUGCCAGAUGCACCCUGACUUGCGCAACUCCCUCACCGGCUUCCGCUGUGUAGUCUGCAUGCAGACGGUCACUUCUACCCUAGAGCUUAAGAUCCAUGGCACCUUCCACAUGCAGAAGCUGGCGGGCAACUCGGCUGCCUCCUCCCCCAACGGCCAGUCCCUGCAGAAGCUCUACAAAUGUGCGCUUUGCCUCAAAGAGUUUCGAAACAAGCAGGACCUGGUAAAAUUGGAUGUCAAUGGCUUGCCCUACGGCCUGUGUGCCGGCUGCAUGACCCGCAGCACCAAUGGACAGGCAUCUGGCUUGACCCCACCAGAGGCUAGUGAGCGGCCGUGCGGGAGCCUCCGGUGUCCGGAGUGUAGUGUGAAGUUUGAGAGUGCGGAGGACCUGGAGAGCCAUAUACAGAUGGAUCACAGGGACCUGACACCUGAGACGAGUGGGCAGAGGAAAGGUGCCCAGACAUCUCCUGUCCCCAGAAAAAAGACAUAUCAGUGCAUCAAGUGCCAGAUGACCUUCGAAAAUGAAAGAGAAAUUCAAAUCCACGUCGCCAACCAUAUGAUUGAGGAAGGCAUCAAUCACGAAUGCAAGCUGUGUAACCAGAUGUUUGACUCUCCGGCCAAGCUUCUCUGUCACCUGAUCGAGCACAGCUUCGAGGGAAUGGGAGGCACGUUCAAAUGCCCUGUUUGCUUUACAGUUUUUGUCCAGGCUAACAAGCUACAACAACACAUCUUUGCGGUGCACGGGCAGGAAGACAAGAUCUACGACUGCUCACAGUGUCCACAGAAGUUCUUCUUUCAGACAGAACUCCAGAACCACACGUUGAGCCAGCACGCGCAGUAAGCUUCUGGCACUACAGGACUCCUCUCUGCAGAAGACUUGACGGAGACACAGUGGGGAGGGCCAUUUGAGCAUUACAUCCAAUCAAAGUGUCAUUUGCAACCCAGAUGUAAAACUCUAAUGAUUUGGCCAUGAGGCGCUGCUAUUAUAAGCAGCUGGAAAUGAAUAUUAAUGGAAGAGAUUAAAAGUAUUCCAUGCUCAGUAUUUUUUAUUGUCCCGCUUUAGCUAGUAUACUUUGAGAGCUUCCGCGGCAGACUACGUUUCUAGCGUUAGAGAGAUCGCUUUUUGGUGCUGUUGUCCUUCGUUGCUUACUGUAUUAUAUUGAUAGUUUCCCCCCCCACCCCUAAAAAAAAUGAAAAAAGGUUAGGUGUGAUUUUUUUUCUGUUUUUUUUUCUUUUCUUUCUUUCUUUCUUUUCUUUUUUUUUUUGUUGCUUUGUUAAACUCCUUUUAAAUUGCAAUCCUAGGUAAUUGUGCAUUGUGAUGUGAUUGCUUGGCUAUCGUCUGAAUAUUCCUUUUUAAUUUUUUAAUUAAAGACUAAUGCUUUGAUUGGAUUUGCCAGUUCACCGGACAGUGAUUAAAACUAUGUAAUGAAUAUAAUCGGUUUCAGUGCAACUGGAUGGUCUGCUUUUUAAAUGUGACUUAAUCUGAUUGCAAUAACUAGUACAGUUCAAUAAAGGGAAUACAUGCAAUUA
This is a messenger RNA of Trichosurus vulpecula (common brushtail), 4271 nucleotides long. RefSeq names its product zinc finger protein 423 (gene ZNF423). Gene Ontology annotation, cellular component: nucleus. The coding region runs from base 70 to 3582 and encodes 1170 amino acids. The record is from RefSeq and is a predicted model, not a curated record. Gene Ontology annotation, molecular function: DNA-binding transcription factor activity, RNA polymerase II-specific; RNA polymerase II transcription regulatory region sequence-specific DNA binding. Gene Ontology annotation, biological process: regulation of transcription by RNA polymerase II. The transcript has 5 exons. Lineage: Eukaryota; Metazoa; Chordata; Mammalia; Diprotodontia; Phalangeridae.